Neospora caninum is the source of this 861-nucleotide messenger RNA. RefSeq lists its product as hypothetical. The transcript has 6 exons. The record is from RefSeq and is a predicted model, not a curated record. Gene Ontology annotation, biological process: L-proline biosynthetic process. Gene Ontology annotation, molecular function: pyrroline-5-carboxylate reductase activity. Bases 1 to 861 code for a protein of 286 amino acids. NCBI's taxonomy places the organism in Eukaryota, Apicomplexa, Conoidasida, Eucoccidiorida, Sarcocystidae.
AUGGCGGAGCGGCUGCGAAAAAAAAUUGCCUUUGUAGGGGCAGGCACAAUGGCUUUUGCUCUGGCUAAAGGUUUCACGUCGUCGAAACGCGUGUUACCCUCGGAGAUCUCCAUGCUCGUGCGGAACGAAACCGCAAGGAAUCAGGCCAUUGAAAAUGGUUAUCUCGCCGUACACACGGCAGAAGAGCUUGGUCCUAUGGAUAUUAUCUUCAUAUCCGUCGGUGCAACGGAAGCUCUAGACCUCUUGCGGCGCUGCGCACCCGUAAUUGAUGGAGCCCGGCAUUUGAUUAUUUCCAUUACUAUUGGCGUUCCUCUGUCCAAACUGGUGGAGACCAUUACGGUGGAGAAGGAAAAGCAGGGACAGGAAAUUGAGGGAAGUCGCCGCAUUGCACGUCUCCUCCCCAAUGUCGCUUGCCAGGCCGGUCGCGGAGUGAGUGUCUUUUGCCUUGGUCCGGACUGCUCCCGUGAUGAUGGCAAGACAAUCAUGGAUCUUUUGACCACUUGCGGGGUUUGCUACCGCAUCGAUGAGCGGUACAUGGAUGCAUCAGCAGCACUAGCGGGAUCGGGGCCAGCUUUCGUGUUUAUGCUUCUGGACGCUCUCAGUGACGCGGGAGUGAAGAAUGGCCUUCCCAGAGUUGUCGCUUCAAGUCUGGCUAUCGAUAUGGUGAAAGGAAGCGCCGAAUUCGCCAGAGCGCAGCAGUCGGUGAAGACCCUCGGAGAGUUGAGAGAGGAGACAAUUGUGCCCGGAGGAGCCACCAUCACUGGCCUCACGAUGCUCGAUCGCCACGGCUUUGUCAACUCGGUGAUUCAGGCAGUAGAGCAAUGCAUGAUACCAGCCGACCCCGACACCGACCUACUCUAA